Maniola jurtina (meadow brown) is the source of this 1277-nucleotide messenger RNA. RefSeq lists its product as uncharacterized. Gene Ontology annotation, cellular component: chitin-based extracellular matrix. The record is from RefSeq and is a predicted model, not a curated record. NCBI's taxonomy places the organism in Eukaryota, Metazoa, Arthropoda, Insecta, Lepidoptera, Nymphalidae. The transcript is spliced from 3 exons. Gene Ontology annotation, molecular function: structural constituent of chitin-based larval cuticle. The coding region runs from base 97 to 1038 and encodes 313 amino acids.
UCUUAGAUUGUAUUCUGAUUCACCUUCAUUAAGCUCCCAAACGUGUUACUGAUAUGUUGUAGUGUUUAAAUAUAAACAAAUACUAAACUAUUUAAAAUGCAAGUCAUAGGAAAGCUUUUACUUUUAUUAUUUUUGGUUACAGGGACAAUAAGUGAACAGCAAAAUGGCGUAGAACCCGGAAAUAUCUCACCAGAAGUGAGCAGAUCCUUCCUAAAUUAUAAUCACCCUCCUCUGUUUGCUUUGGAUGCCACUGAUCCAGAAGAAAUAGAAGUCAGAAAAGUACGUGAUACUACAGAAAAUUCUGAUAACCCUAUAACAAAUAACCCAUUACAAUCCGAAAAAGAUAGGGGCAGUAACAUAAAAAGUAGGACUUAUGUGGAAAGCUCACUUCCUGAAAAAAUACCUGUAGCGGUAAUAUAUGACGAACAACCUACACCGCGUGACAACAGUAAAUCAAAUAGCACUGUUGUAAAACUAAAGAGACGUAAACAACCCAAAAAUGCACGGCCUUCAAAUAGUGAAAACAAGCCUCAAGUAAUCACUGAAGAAAAGAAAGUUAUACCUGAAAUUACUGAAGUGGUAACAGAAAAAAAUCCAAGUACAUCACCAUCUCCAAGAACUGUUGUGCCAAAAACAUUUACUAAAAGACCACCUGAAUACAACCCUGUUUUCAAAAAGAGUGGACAACGUGAUCCUGCGGUUAAAAUAAUAGAAGAGACAAAUUUUGUUUUCUCACACAGCGGAAACUUUCACUACAGUUUUGAAGGUGGAGAUGGUACAAAAGUGUCGAGUCAAGGCGAACUGAAAUCUUUUGACAACAAUAAAACCGGUGAAGCAGUUGUUGGUAGUGUCUUCUAUAAAGAUGACGAGGGAAAUGACGUCAAUCUGUCUUACACUGCAGAUGAAAACGGAUAUAGGCCUCACGGCGCUCAUCUCCCAACUCCUCCCCCGAUUCCGCCGGCAAUAGCUCGAGCUCUCGAAUACCUUGCCACGGCCACAACACCGGAGCCUGUUACAAAGCCCACUAGAAAGGACUAGUAGAAUUAAAAAAAAUCAACUGUCAAUAAAUCGAUAGUAUUCACACCCUACGCCACUCAUAAACUCUAUCGGCCAUCGUUUUUAGUUUUAUUUCUAUCAAAUUUCUAUGUAUAUCAUCAAUAGUUGUCUACUAGUGAUAAUGUAGAUAUAUUUUAUUCAUUACUAUUGACAAUAGCUUUCUGCUAUUUGUUUUAGAUAAUUACUAUGGUACCUAGAUCUGAAGUCUUAAGUUAGAUAGC